GUGCAAAGCUUUAUGCGUGGUUGGCUGUGCCGUAGGAAGUGGAAGCUGAUAGUUCAGGACUACAUCUGUUCUCCCCAUGCUGAGAGCAUGAGGAAGAGGAACCAGAUCGUCUUUAACAUGGUGGAGGCUGAGACAGAGUACGCACCUAAAACCACUCACACAGAGACUAUUGACUGAUUGAUUGAUUGUUGAUUGGUUGAUUGGUUUAUUGAUUGAGCGGCUGAUUUAUUGAUUGAUUGAUUGAAUGAAUGAUUGAAUUGAAUGGUUUACUGUUGUUAUUUAUUCGAACCCAGCACCAACACACCUGACUACACUAAUAGUGUGAUUAGACCACAAGUCGUGUAUUCCGGUGUGUUAUUGCUGGGCUGGAACAAAUUCUGCAUCCUACACUCUUAGAAAGAAAGGUUCCAAAAGUGUUCUGCGGCUGUCCCCAUAGGAGAACCAUUUUAGGUUCCAGGUAGAAUCCUUUUUGGUUCCAGGUAGAUCUCCUCUGUGUAAAGGGUUCUACACGGAACCCAAAAGGGUUCUACCUGGAAGCAAAAGGGGUUCUUCAAAUGGCUUCUCCUAUGGGUACAGGUCUAGAUAGCACCUUUUUAUUCUAAGCGUGUAGUGUCUGAUCCUUGUUGGUUGGGUCCUAGUGUUAGUUUGAUCCUUGUUGAUCUAAUCCUAGGUAUGUCCACCAGCUGUCUAUCCUGGUUAACUGUUUCCUGAGACCUCUCCGUAUGGCUGCCAGCUCCAAGAAACCUCCCAUCAGUCACGAUGAUGUCAGCAGUGUGUUCCUCAACAGGUACAUCACAUGCAUGCACACACACACACACACACACACACACACAUACAGAAACCUGUUUGAUAUUCUGUUUUUUAUUUAUUUUAUAUCCAGUGAGACCAUCAUGUUUCUACAUGAGAUUUUCCACCAAGGACUCAAAGCCCGGAUAGCGAACUGGCCUACACUGGUGUUGGGUAAGUUGUCAUUACACACACGCCAAAACGCAUGCACACACGCAUAGAUGCACCCAUGCACUCGCACACACACACAGCAGAAACGUAACACCAUCAGACCCACACAACAGUCGCAUACACCAUCCAAACCACACACACACCAAGGUUAUAAUAGUUUUGUGUUUUUAUAUUAGUUUUUAUUUCUAUUAGUUUUAAGAUUUUUAUUUAAAAUCAGUUUAGUUGCAGUUACUUUUCAAAUCCACUUUACUCGUUUUUAUUUAGUUUAAGUUUUAUAAAAACGUUUCUAUUUCGUUUUUAUAUUAUUUCGUUUCAGUUUUAGUGUUAGGGACAGAAAGUAGUAUGUGUGGGAGGCUAGGAGCCUUUUAUGUGUUGUAUAGUUUUUGUGUUUUUGGAGAUGUCACUUCUUGCCACUGUGGGCAGUAAUGCAUAAGGUGAUGUGUCAGGUCAUAGGUUAGGUUAGGUUUAGGGAUGGAUCGAAAUUUACAGAAGGGUUACCUGGAGGAAAAUGGGGGUGGGUCAUGCUUUUUUCAAUUUCAAUCAAGGGGAGUGUUUAGCAUUUAAAAAAUAUUGUCCAGGGAAGGGUCAUGUAAUUUGUAAUGAAUGAAAUUUCAGUAUUUCUCAGUGUUUUAGAAUUAGUUGCUUUUUAGGAUAUAUAUCGAUGUGUGCCUGAUGCCACCCCUCAUCUCUGAUUCUCCGCUGGACGCGCAAUAUCAAGUGCUCCUAUAGACUAUUUAGUGUGGUCUCAAUCAAAUUAUCCAUAUGCUAUAGGCUAUGAAGUGCAUGCUCGGAGAAGCACAGAGCAAAGUUAUAUAUCUAAGAUAGCAGCUGGGAUGGUGUAAAUAACAUUAGGCUGCAUUAUACACUGCAAUGGAUGUUCCAACCCUGAGCCCCGGCCUGCUCUGCUCUUGCUGAUCAAAAACGUUUUUGUGUGCUGCCUAACCAAUGGCUGUGCUGUGUAGGCUUACAGUGGCAGUUCAGGAGGAGAGUCAAAGACUUCUUCUGAAAAAUGUUUUUGAUUAGACCUUGCGUGCGGGCAAUAGCCUAUGUUCUGUUCAGUUUGAGGAGAGUGCGAAGAUGAGAAGGAGGACCGGACCGCAGGUCAACUUUAAUAGCUUGCUACUACUAUAACUGAUUUAAUUAAAAACAAUAUGUUUCUUGCCCAUGAUGUAUUUAACAGAGUUAUUGACCUCACAAUAAAACAGAUUUUAGUAAUUUACAUUGUGGUGCUGAAACUUGAAGUAGCAGCCGCGGCACAAUCAAUCGGAAAUGGACAGCUCAUGGUGCUGAAAGUGGGCAAAUUUGAGUAGGCAUAAUUCAUUUCAACCGUCAACAUUUUGUUUAGACUUUACCUAACAACAAGAGGGCUUAUUGCUAUUUAAGCAAUAAGAGGUAGGCCUACCUGUUUGGCAGACGAAAUUAGGCUAUAGGCUGCUAUAUCCAUAGAUUUCCUCCACCCACCAUGCAGUCUUUGAAUAGCCUACCUCUGUGUUACUGAAGGACUGUUAACUUAAAACCAAGACUCAAAUUGAGGGGGUAUGAGAGGGUAUGCCAUAGGCCUACCUUUUAUUAAAGAAAAUGGCAAAAAGCACCAGCCUACCCCUUGUUAGCUUAAGAUUUGGAAGAAUAUUAAAAUAGCUUUAUGCUAGAAACAAGCUGUAGAAUACCCAGGAAAGACUCUGAUGCAUAUGGGAUAUCAUUGUUUCGUUUCUUUGACAUUCAGAGGCUGAGCUACAACCUUUAUAGCCGAGGAGACAAAACAUGUGCUUUGCUUGGGAAGUAAUCUAAUUCUGUCACUAUGAAUUGAUUAAGCUAUUAACUUUCUGUUCAAUAGAAGAUGUUUAAAAACAGAAGGCUUUUAGGGAAACACUUGUGAGCUUCUCUCGUUGGGUUAAGCUACAGAAGAAGAGUAGCCAACAGUUAAAGCUUACAUUUUUCUGCGUCGUUAGGCCUACUCUGUUUGGGGUGGAAAAGUAGGUAUAUCUUUUGAAAGUGCCAUGCUCAGAUUCCUAAUGACUUCUCAGUGCAACGUAGACGCAGGGAGUCAGGAAGCAGGUGCAGUUAGUGAGUUUAAUAAUAACGAACAUGGAGCGAUACAAAACAAGAGAAGCGUCUGACAUAGAACAUAAACAAUAUUACCUGAUGACUGAUAACAAAAGAGUGCUAUAUAAAGGGUAAAAAGGGGUGUAAUGAAGUCCAGGUGUGACUGAUGAUGAGACGCAGGUGUGCAUAAUUAUGGUUGCCAGGUGUGCGUGAAGAUGGGUUUCCAGGACCGAUGGUUAGUAGACCGGUGACGUCGAGCGCUGGAGUGGGGGAGCGGGGGUGGGAGUGGAAGUGACAGGUGUGGUUUCCCUCUCCAGGGCCUGGCGAAUGUCCACAUCUACGUCCGAGAGCAUGGGGGCUAUGACUGGAGAGGGUGGGAUUAUGGGUGCACUCAAGACAGGAACCUCUCCCGAUCGUAGAGACGGGACAGGGCAUCGGCUUUGAUGUUUUUUUAACCAUGGGUGAUAUGUCAGCGUGAAAUUGAAUCUGGUGAAGAAAAGGGCCCACCUGGCUUGGCGUGGGUUCAGUCGCCUCGCUGUUCAUUUGGUACUUCAGGUUCCAAUGGUCAGUGAGGAUGAGCAAUGGGUCCUGGGCGCGCUCCAGCCAGUGUCUCCACUCCUCUAAUACCAACUUCACCGCCAGGAGCUCCCGAUCGCCAACAUCAUAGUUCCUCUCUGCAGGAGACAGCGUUUUUUGAGUAAUAUGCACAUGUAUACAAUUUCGGUGGAUUACCUUGACGUUGGAACAGGACAGCCCCCACACCUACUUCUGAAGUGUCCACCUCCACUACGAAGGGCAGCAUAGGAUCUGGAUGUUUAAGCAAUGGGGCAGAGGUGAAACGAGCCUUCAGUAGGCGGAAGGCUUCGUCAGCUGCAGAAUUCCAUCCUAACUUCCGGGGACCACCCUUGAGGAGAGAAGUGAGAGGAGAGGCGAUCGAGCUAAAGUUCUUAAUGAAUCGGCGGUAGAAGUUGGCAAAUCCCCAAAACCGUUGUAACCCCUUUAUGGUGGUUGGGACUGGCCAUAACCUGACAGCAUCCACCUUCCUCUCAUCCAUCAUGACUCGUGGCGGGCCGAUCUGGUAAACCAAAAAGGAGACCUCCUGAUGGAAUUGGCACUUCUCCGCCUUGACGUACAGGUGGUUGGCCAGGAGGCAUUCCAGGACUACUCGUGAGCGAUGUGCUCCUCCAAGGUAGCCGAGUAGACCAGGAUGUCUUCGAUAUACACUACCGGUCAAAAGUUUUAAAACACCUACUCAUUCAAGGGUUUGUCUUUAUUUGUACUAUUUUCUACAUUGUAGAAUAAUAGUGAAGACAUCAAAACUAUUAAAUAACACAUAUGGAAUCAUGUAGUAACAAAAAAAGUGUAAAAUGAAUCCAAAUAUAUUUUAUAUUUGAGAUUCUUCAAAUAGCCACACUUUGCCUUGAUGACAGCUUUGCACACUCUUGGCACGCCAACUCCAUCUGGAUCUCUUCACACAAUCCUCUUCUGAAUAGGGUGCGGAGCGCAGGCUCAUUCCAUCUGCUGGAUGCUGCCACUGUCCGAAAGGUGAGCGCGUACUCAGCUGUGGUCUGGCCAUCCUGCCGUAGUUGGAGUAGGCACUCUGGUCGAAGACCCCCCUGAACAGAGCCUCAAAGGAACCCAGCUCUUCCUCUCCUCUCUCCCAGAUGGCCGUGGCCCACUCCAGCGCCCUUCCAGUCAGCAGAGAAAUAACCGUGGCAACCAUGGACCUCUAGGUAAUAGAGGGAGCACUGGAGUAGGCUGGGGUACUGGCUCGCUGGGUCGACUUGUGGUAGAGAAUCCUCCGCUGUUUGGAGAUGACGCCCCUUGAGUAAUGUCGACUCGUUGAAGAACACGGAGGACCUCAUCUAUAGCCGUCCCCAAAUGAGCCAGCUGGUGUUGACGAAGUACACAUGGAUACAAUUUCUGUGGAUUACCUUGACGUUGGGACAGGACAGCCCCCACACCUACAAACAGACAGACAGACAGACAGACAGACAGACAGACAGACAGACAUACAUACAUACAUACAUACAUAUCCACAGACAGGCAGACAUGUAAACUCAGAGACAGACAGGGAGGCAGACAUACAGACAAACUCUAAACUCAACCCUAGCUUCAUGUCCACAUGCCAGCCUAACCCUAACCCUUCCACAUCUUGGCUCAGCUCUUUGAGUUAGGGUUGAGCCGGGAUGUAGACAAGAAGUUAGGGUUAGGGUUACGGUUGAGCUGGGAGUGGACAUAGGGUUAGUGUUACAUCAUUUAGCAGACGCUCUUAUCCAGAGCGAUUUACAGCAGACAUUAGGGUUAAGUGCCUUGCUCAGGGCACAUCGACAGUUUUUUCACCUAGUCGGCUCGAGGAUUCAAACCAGUGAUCUUUCUGUUUCUCGCCCAAUGCUCUUAACCUCUAGGCUAUCUGCUGUCUGGUUAUGGCCUCAACCCUAGGACAUAACCCUAACCUUAAUCCAAUUGAUAGUUAAUUCAUUUACCCCUCCCCCCACUACAUCGCAGAAAGGUGGGCCUCAUUUGAAGCCUAACCUAGUUAAUGUGCUUUUGAGUGACAUUGGCGGAAGGGUUGAGCCAAGAUGUGGUGAUGAAGCGAGGGUUAGGGUCAGGUUUAGAGUUAGGGUAGGGCCGGAAGUUGAUAUGACGCUAGGGUUAGGGUUAGGGUUGAGGCUAGGUUUAGGCUUGAGCCGGGAUGUGGACAUGAAGUUGGGGCCUCAACUCUAGACACAUUAAUUUUGCCCCUCCCCCUACUACAUGGCAGAAAGGUAGGCUGACCUAGAGUUAGUGUGCUUUUGAGUGACAUUGGCAAGAUUCACGCAUGGGAUCGUUCAACAGACUCUCCCGAUCAAUGCAAGCCUACAUCUGACCAUGUGAAAUUAACUAUUCAGAGUGAAAACUUGGUCCCACAGAGAACAAGGCUUUUUUUCCAUAGAAAAGCAUUACCUACAGCCCUCACAUAACCAUGACGCCCCCGUUGACUGCGAUUGAGCUAGCUAACCGUCCUUGCCCACAACCAAUCGUGACUUUAUAGGGAUGCCCUGUGUUGAGGUUCAGUUUCCUUUGGCAACAGGAAGUGUGUUAAUUCAUCCUCAACAUGGUCCUUCAUACUCUCCCUGCAGUUACACAAAAAACACUGUCUUCCAUCCUCUAUAGAACGGUUAAUUCUUACCGUAAAGAUUUGAAACUCAGGGCAUUGUUAAAGUGUCCCCAUGAUGCCGUCCAUUGAAUUUCAGCUUCCUGCGAUUAAUUGGGGGUCAUAGGUGUGGUUUCAAAGGGUUAAAAAUGUUUACUCUUCCCAAAUGUUAUAUAUUUGUGACUGGGGAACACGGCAUGUUACAUUUGAAGUCAAUCGACCCAAAAGCAUUUUUGACCUCUUGCAGUUCUAGAAACUAAGAGAGCCUUGUUAUGAAUUCUUGAAUGAAUUCUGAAGAGGAUAUAUAUAUAUUUUUUUUAAUGUAUUGACUUGAAACUGUCUGUCUGUCUGUCUAACUGCCUCCCUGCCUGCCUGUCUGUCUGUCUGUCUGUUUGUCUGUCUGCGUGCCUGCCUAACUGCCUGCCUGUGUCUGUCUGUCUGCCUGUCUGUGUCUGUCGAAUUUCAGGAAGUGACUUAAUUGGGGGUCAAAGGGGCGGUUUCGAAGGAUUAAAACAGUUGAAUCUUUGCAGAUAGAUUGUAACUUCCAUCAAUGUAAUUGUCUGCAUCACUUCCAAUCCCCCAUGUGUGUAUAUAUAUAUAUAUAUAUAUAUAUAUAUAUAUAUAUAUAUAUAUAUAUAUAUAUAUAUAUAUACAUUCCUACAUACACAUAUACAAAUUGUACAUAUUUGUGACCGGGGGACCCGGCAUAUUACAUUUGAAGUCAAUCUACACAAAACCAUUUUUGACCUCCAUUGGACACAAUGGUCUUGCAGUUCUAGAACCUAAGAGCUUUGUUAUGAGGAGGAUAUUGGUCAAAACACACACACACACACACACACACACACACACACACACACUCACAGACAAUGCAAGACAAACACUUCAGUCUUGCACUGACGUCAAGGUCAGUUCCUCAGCGCUGACGCACACUUGUUUUAUAAACAAAUUGAUGUCUUACUGCUGCCUAUCUCAGGCACACAAACACACACACACACACACACACACACACACUCAUCUUAUUGAAACAACGCCUCAUUACUUUCUAUCUCUCUCACACACACACGUCAUACACAGACAAUGGCUUGACACCCCAUAAAACCUCAACAUUCCUACUGAUAAGCAUCACCUAGGAGACCAGCCUGUAAGGGAUGGGCUGUGUAAAAAGGAAAGGCGUCGAGACAUUAGUGACAUGGCCAGGGACAGGUCAAGCUGAACAGGCUCUAAUGCUAAUCUAAUCUCAUCUAAUCUUAGUUCUUAAUUUAUUGUUUUAUCUCUACCUGGCCCCUAUUUUUUACAUAUGUGAGCUCUAUCUAUGUCUUGUAUUUCUAUUCAAUGGAGAUUCUCCAUUGAAAGAGCUUUUAAGUUCAGGACUAGGCUUAAUCUGUGUCUGGGGAAACCAGCCUGUCAUGUGCUGUAGAAUAUGUUUAUAAAUUAGUGUGUGUGUGUGUGUGUGUGUGUGUGUGUCUAGCGGACCUGUUUGACAUCCUGCUGCCCAUGCUGAACAUCUACCAGGAGUUUGUGAGGAACCACCAGUACAGCCUGCAGGUGCUGACCAACUGUAAACAGAACCGAGACUUUGAUAAACUGCUGAAGCAGUAUGAGGCUAAUGCUGCCUGUGAGGGCAGGAUGCUGGAGACCUUCCUCACAUACCCCAUGUUUCAGGUAACACACACACACACACACAGGAACGCACACAUGCACGCACACACACAUGCACGCUCAUGCCAGCACGCAUGCAACGCACACAAACAACGCACACACCCACGCAAGCGCGCAUGCACACACUCACACAUGCACUCACACUAACUCAUACAUCCCCACAUACCACAUGUUCCAGGUAACGCACAUGCAUUCACACAUGCCUGCCUGCACGCACACACUCACGCACGCACUCAAACACACACAUACUUCCUCACAUACCACGUGUUCUAGGCACAGUACACACUCACCUAGCAAAUCUCUACCUGUAGAACCCUAUCUGAGGCCUUGCUCAUAAACGUUCAAGCCAUAAGAAAGUCCCAAUGAAAUACCUCACCCCUCUCCCAAUCACCCUCUCUCUUCUUUUCUUCCUCUAUAUGUUUCUCUCAGAUUCCUCGUUACAUCAUCACCCUGCAUGAGUUGCUGGCGCACACUCCGCACGAACAUGUGGAGCGCAAGAGUUUGGAGUUCGCCAAGUCCAAACUAGAGGAGCUAUCACGGUUUGUGUGUUUGUGUGUUUGUGUGUGUGUGUGUGUGUGUUUAUUUGUGGGUGUAUGAGUAAGAAUACCUCAAAACAUACACGUAUGAAUUAUCACCUCUUAGACAUUUCAUGUAGUAUAUCAUGUUUGUGUGUGUGUGUGUGUGUGUCCUUAGGGUGAUGCAUGAUGAGGUGAGUGAUACAGAGAACAUCCGUAAGAACCUGGCCAUCGAGAGGAUGAUUGUAGAGGGCUGUGAUAUACUACUGGACACCAGUCAGACCUUCGUCAGACAGGGUUAGUGUGCACAUACACACGUAUAUGCACACACACAUAAGAAUUCACUUACACACUCAUGCCACAAACCAUUGUUUAUGUAACAGUAUUUUUCAUGUCCAACUCAGUGGCCUUGUGGUUAGACUGUCCUCCCGGUGAUUGGAAGGUUGGGGUUCAAUCCCUGGUCGAGUCAUACCAAAGACUCUAAAAAUGGGACUUGAUACCUUUCUGCUUGGCAUUCAGCAUUAAGGAGAUUGAUUGUGGGUAAGGCCCUGCGAUAAACUAGCGUCCUGUCCAGGGUGUGUUUUUGUACAUCAAGCUGUCUCACGCUACAGAAACAGGAGAUGGGCAGUUCUGGCUUGGACAAGGCUUUUUUAUUUCUAUUUUUCUCUCACUCACCUCCCAUCUCUCUCCACACCUCUCCCCACUCUUCCUCUCUCUCAACACCUUCUCUUACUCCCUCUCCCUCCUCCCUCUCUCCCCCGUUGCCCUCCCCCGCCAGGUUCUCUGAUUCAGCUGCCGUCGGUGGAGAGGGGGAAGCUCAGUAAGGUGCGUCUGGGCUCUCUGUCUCUGAAGAAGGAAGGAGAGAGACAGUGCUUCCUGUUUACAAAACACUUUCUUAUCUGCACACGCAGCUCAGGAGGCAAGCUGCACCUGCUCAAGGUGAGCCACACACACACAUGCUCAUAUUUACUGGCUUUAAUUCCACACCCUUUUCCAGAAGUGUGCACUGUAUUGGAUUGGAUUUAAAAUCAUAUUGGUGGAGUGAGUUUCCACCAUUGUUAAAUCCAUGAGAGAAUAUGUGUAAGAGAACCUAGUGGAGAAUCGAGACCGAGUCAUAUUUUAAGCACACAACAAACCACACAAACAGUCAAUGACCUCGGACCUCUCUCUGCAGCAAGGUGGAGUCCUGUCUCUGAUAGAAUGUACCCUCAUAGAAGAAACAGAGACCAGCGACGACGACUGUGAGUAAAGUGUGUGUGUUAACCCACCCUAGUCCUUUAGAUUUAUGCAGUGACUCAGACAGGCUCAUUAAGUCUCCAUACAGGUUAAUUAGUGUCAAAAGAUAAGUGUCCACAAAUAAAGCUCUGGCCGACCCUCACAUCCUUUCAAAAAACAGCUAACAGCCUUCCCUUUAAAUGCCACUCAUGCUGAUCCUAUGACAUCAUUCACCCAUUAACCUCACAGAGGGCUCUUAUAGCUCACAGACUUCCAGGGAAGGACCUUUGAGUGACACAAACACCCACACACACACACACACACUACAGGGGUAAAUGAAGUGGACCAGCUUUUACCUUAUUCAUGUAUCAUCUUUAUCUCGUGUCACACCAAAAUACAUUGUCACCAUAGGUGACCCAUCCUUCUAAUUUUCUUUCUCCCUCUCCCCUUCCCUCUCUCUAGCGAAGUCCAGUGGUGGUCAGGUAUUCGGUCAGUUGGACUUUAAGCUGAUCAUCGAGCCAUCUGACUCUCCCUCCUUCACUGUAGUCUUGUUGGCUCCCUCACGACAGGAGAAAGCUGCCUGGACCAGCGACAUCAGCCAGGUAACUAACUCUCUCUCUCUCUUUCUUUUUUUCUUGGAAUAAAAACCGAAUAACAAAAAGUCCACAAACAGCACAGUGUUUCCCUCUGGGUUUCCCAUGAGGCUUAGCAGUGAGUAAACAGGGUGGUUGGUUCCCCAGGGGUCAAACUCUGGGUUGUGCUUGGCUCCUCCCCUUUAACCCAGUGUGCCCCCCUACAUACACACACACACACUGCACCUCAUCUGAGGCUUUGCUUGAUUCUAAAAAAAGAUUAGGUAAAAGGAAAAGCUUUAAUAAUAAUAUAGAUUUUUCUUUAGGGUUUUGAUACAUGUUAGUUAGAAUGUUGCUUUUAUAUCAGAUUAUGAGGCUUAGAUUGAUCUUUCGCUGCACUUACCUGCACUGACACUCUCCCCCUCCUCACUCUCCCCCUCCUCACUCUCCCUUUCCCUCUCUCUCUAGUGUAUCGAUAAUAUCCGCUGUAAUGGUUUGAUGACUAGCGUAUUCGAGGAGAACUCCAAAGUCACCGUGCCUCACAUGAUCAAGUAAGCGCCCCCACAUACACUUUAACACAUGUGUGUGUCUGUCAUACAUGCUUUUUCUCCAGUGUGUAUGGCUUAGUUCCAGCCCAGAACUAACAUACCUGAAUAUACCACUCACACUAUUAAUGAAUAGUUGAUCAGGUUUGUUAGUGCUGGGCUGAAACAAAAGCCUGCACCUCCUCCAGGCCCAGGAGUGAGGAACACUGCCGUAUUUAACACAGCUAUUGUAAAAGCCACUGCUUUUUUGACUGAACCUCCUUAGUUGGUGGUGUUGUUUAUUUAUUUUUUUAUGCAGAUUUCUUGGCUAUUUUCUUUGGACAUUUAAAGGCUAAGUAAGAAUUUUGUCCACAAAUGUACCGAAAGUUAUAUUAUAUGUAAAUAGUUUAUGAUUAGUGAAUUCCAUAAUGUGGUUAUUUUAUUAGAUGCUUCUCCCUAUUAGCUGAAAUCUUAUUUUUUCAAAGCCAUUUUAGCUGUCGCGCUAGCUGUUGGGUCUGAACAGAUUCACAAAUCAUGGGAAUUUGUCGCGCAAUGCAGAUGUUGACUCCAUCCGAGGGGUGUGUGGCUAGGCAACCCCCCUGCACUUGCCAGGGCCGGCCUGCCCCCUCUGUGGCUAAAGCCAGUGUGAAAAACAUGCUAGCAAACGUUUGUGCUAUGAAACAAAAUAAAUACUGCAUUCUGACCCACAAAAUUCCUUUGAUUGAUUGAUUUAUAGUGUUGUUAGACAAAGCAAGGAAAGUGAAUUUCAAAAUGUGAUGUAGUUGUAUUGGAAUUUGCAGCUGUUGUCGGUAAGUAAUUAAUCUGCUAGCUUCUGACAUGACUUACAGCAUCUUUAAGUGUUUAUCCAUGCUUAAAACUUCUGUGUGAGUAAUCCUAGCAACCCACUGAUUAGAUCACCAGUGCUUGCUUGUGUGUGUGUGUGUGUGUGUGUCCAUCAGAUCUGAUAUGCGCCUCCAUAAAGAUGAUGUUGACAUUUGCUUCAGCAAGACGCUCAACUCCUGCAAGGUCCCCCAGAUUCGCUACGCCAGCGUGGAGCGGCUGCUGGAAAGGCUGACGGACUUGCGCUUCCUCUCCAUCGACUUCCUCAACACCUUCCUCCACACCUACCGCAUCUUCACUACCGCUGCCGUGGUCAUGGAUAAACUGGCUGACAUCUACAAGAAACCUUUCACCUCUAUACCUGUCAGGUAAUACACAAGAGAGAGAAAACAUGCACACAUUCACGGACAAGCGUGCACAGACGCGAACACACAUACACACAUUUUCAUGUUACAGAGGGUUGAGUUUUCUCUAAACUCUCACCUCAUUAUUCCUCCUGUUAUUCUCUCUAGCCAGUUUUAUUGGUGUUUUGUGACUGCUAGCAAAACAGAUGCUUGAAAAAAAAAUCAUUUGGCAAAGACUUAUAUGUCAGACGGUGUUUUGUGUGUGUGUAUGCAUUUUCCUGCCCUGACCUAAUGACCCUUUCAACUGGAAAAGCUGUGCAUCUUUUCCUAUCCUUUUCAUGUGUCCAGAGCAGGUGUGUGUGGGCUAACUCCAGGCUAACUCCUGUAUGACCUCAUUACCAGAGAACAUAGACCAGAAAGAACAGCAGAAACCCACAAACACACACACCUACAGUAUAUAACAGGUUGUAGUGUGAAGUUGCUCCUAGACACUGAUCUUUUGUCAGUUUUGUAUUUUCCCCAAUAAUGGUUAAGGUUAGAAUUGGGGGAGGGGAAGCUGAUCCUAGAUCUGUACCUAGGGCACAGGAGGUUGUUGGCACCUUAAUUGGGGAGGACGGAUCUCGUGGUAAUGGCUGGAGCGGAAUCAGUGGAAUGGAUAUCAAAUACAUCAAACACAUGGUUUCCAUAUGUUUGAUUCCAUUCCAUUUGCGCCGUUACAGCCAUUAUUAUGAGCCUUCCUCCCCUCAGCAGCCUAAACUGACCUAGGGGGAAACUUCACCCUAGAGAAUAAUGACAGCAUUCACACGUACAGUUUUCAACAUGAAAAGGAUUUGGUCCUGUGAUCAUUGUCAAUUAUAUAUAAAUAAAUGUAGAUGUUGUCCACACCUUCACUCCUCUAUCCUCCACCUUUCCCAUCCACACCCCAUUACCUUCAUCCCCCCUCACCCAUCCCCUCUUCUCACCCCUUCAUCCCCUCCUAUCCUCACCCGAUCACCCCUCACCCAUACCCUCUUCUCACCCCUCCAUCCCCUCCUCUCAUCCUCACCCCAUCACCCCUCGCCCAUCCCCUUCUCUCACCCCUCCAUCCGUUAUACCCCUUUCCUCUCCAUCCCCCCUCCACAGGGUACAGUACCACUCAUUUGACCGCCUGUCCAUCACGUCCAUCUGUCCUGACUACAGCCUGAAGAUCAGGAAGAUAGCCCUGGAUCAGUCCAAGUAACACAACCUGCCUCUCUCUCCCCCCCUCUGCUUUAACCCUUGCUCUUUCUCUUUUUGUCCCUGGACCCGUCCAAGUACCUCUCUCUUUGCCUCUCACUUGUGUUCUCUCCUCUUCUCCCCUCUCUCUCGCUCUUUCUCAUCUUUCCUCACUUUAGCAUCUUUUCACUGCACCUUUUAGAGAAGACCCUGUCCGUGUCCUUCGCUCAACAUCUCUGUCCUUAGUUCUCUUUCUCCCUCCCUCUAGCAUCUUCCGUCUGUAAAAGACCACUGGGCUCUUUCUCACUCCCUCCUCUUGUCUUGCUAACCCUCUCUCUCUCUCUCGUUCUCUCUGUCACUUAGUGCUGAGCGAUUAACAGAAAUGUUGGUUGUCUUUUGGUUUUUAAACAACUUAUUGACUGACGUUGGUUCAAUUAUUUUGAUUCCACUUUGUUCAUUUUUUUCUGUGAGCUCAAUGUGUACAUUUCGCUGCAGUUUCUCUAGAGGUAAAUCAGAUCAUGCCCGAACUGUGCGAUGUAGCAGGGAGUUGUAGUUUCCAACAGGCCAAUGUUCUACAUAGUUUAGUGAAGAAAACGUGAUAAUUAACUACAAUAACAAUAAUCCAUUGUGCGCCUGCUUGUCCGGUCUGUGUUUCUUUUGCGCCUGCUACAUAAGAGACAGAAGAAUAUGCGAUCAAGAGGGGAUACAUAGAGAGCAGUUGCUUCUUGAGGUAUUGGUAUUCAGCAGUCUUAAAAGUAAGUAUGCCUUAUUUACUUUAAAGAACUACUAAAAUAAUGAUUUUGUCAGACAGCAUAGGUAGCAGCUCUAUAGAGAUGAGAUGACUUGGAAUGAAAUAAAAGACAUCAAAUAAAACAAAUGUAAUAUACACAACUGAAAUAUUUUAUUAAAGUAAAGUAAUGUGAAUAACGGAUGGUUAAUAAGUGAUAAGCAGUCAUGAGCAGUCACUGUCAUUAUGGGACUUUUUUUGUAUUUUUUAUUCUGUGUUGUUACAGCAUUCAACCCACAAAAUGCAUAGUGCAUUUCAUGUUUCAAAAAUCGACAAUCUUGAUUAUUUUUAAUAAUCGAACCGAAACCGACUUCAAAAAGCUCUAAUCGCUCAGCACUACUCUCACUCAUUUCUUCAACCUCUUUGCAUGGUCUUUCAUGUAACCUAUUUUCCCAUUUUCCACCCAGGCUGAGUUAUAGAUCUAUCUGUAGUUCUGAUGGUUCUGUUCACCCUGGCAUGAUGAUAAUAGCAUCUCCUGUCUCAAAACAGUCAAUGUAUUGAUGUAUGCUUUCCUCACAAUGACUCAAUGCAAAUGUCAACUCUCUCUCUCUCUCUCUCUCUCUCUCUCUCUCUCUCUCUCUCCUCUCUCUCUCUCAUCUCUCUCUCUCUAUCUCUCCUCUCUAUCUCUCUCUCUCUCUCUCUCUCUCUCUCUCUCUCUCUCUCUCUCUCUCUCUCUCAGGUCUUUGGAAUUGUUCUUUGCCACCAAUCAGAACAACCGAAGUGGUGAUCACACCAAUGACAAGUCCCCCCGUCUCUGCCGCAAGUUCUCCGGUCCUCCUCCUCUCUCCAUCUCCUCCCGCACCUCCUCUCCUGUCCGCACACGCAAACUCUCUCUGCAUUCCCCCAUCAGUGCUAGGGUGGGGGGGCUGGACCUUACUAACAUCAACUCUAUCCCCUCCUCCUUCUCUCAGUCCGCUGUCAGUAGUCCAACCUCAACCCAAACCCUGACAUUCCACACCCCUACCUCUCACCCCUCCACCCCCCAAAACUCUACCCCCCAAACCCCCACUACCACUUCUCCCCCUCCCACCUCCUCCUCGCCCCCUCCAGGCGGCAACAAGACCCCCCAAGAUCAGGCCCCCCUCCCCCCCUUUCUCCCCUUGUCCUACCCCGAACAGAGUCCCUCCCCCACUACAGAAGGGCAGGAGCUGCCUCGUGUUGACGCCUUCUGUGGAAAACUGAGACGCAGCAUCCGCAGAGGUAAGGGCUAUCUAAACACACACAUGCAGCACAGAUGCACACACUAA
Coregonus sp. 'balchen' is the source of this 15033-nucleotide messenger RNA. The record is from the annotation of a GenBank genome assembly. Lineage: Eukaryota; Metazoa; Chordata; Actinopteri; Salmoniformes; Salmonidae.